UUGCUUUGUCAGCGGUGUCCCCGCAGCAGCACAUCUCAGGACUUCACGUGCUGCUGAAUCAAACCUUGGACUUUUACCUCAGAGAGUGACUUAUCACACCGACAGUGCUCUUUAUCAGCAUAUUCCUCUAUCUCAGCUUUUCUCGGCCGGCCCCUUUGCGGACCUUUGAGCGGGGGCACGUCGGGUUCACAGGGUGUUUUUUCUAUCUAACGGAAAGAUGACGUUAAAUUCCAAUAAAAACGAACCUGCUGAACUGGAGUCGAUGAGCAGCGUCCGGACAGCUCUGUCCGACCUGUACCUGGAACAUCUGCUGCAAAAUAAACCAAAGGCUGACAAGGCUUCUGUGCACAUCUAUGAGAGUAAGGGAGCUGAGGUUUACACUAACGGUAGUGCAGGACUCGUGAACGGCACAGAACUGACCAGGAUGAAAGAAGUGGAAUUUGAAAAGAAUGCUUCAGAGCCCAUGGGGGUCACUCUGAAGCUGAACGACAAACAAAGGUGCACCGUGGCCAGAAUAUUGCACGGAGGCAUGAUCCACAGACAAGGCUCCUUGCACGAAGGGGAUGAAAUAGCAGAGAUCAACGGCAAAAGUGUGCUGAACCAAACUGUAGAUCAGCUCCAAAAGAUCCUGAAAGAAACCAACGGAGUAGUCACUAUGAAGAUCGUUCCCAACGUGCUGAGUCGAUCCCGAGCCUGUGAGGUGACCCUACUGUUAGUCAAUGAACAUCCCAGCGGAACCAACUGUUACACCACUCUCCGUCUACAGGUGUACAUGCGGGCCCAGUUUGACUAUGACCCCGCUAAGGAUGACAUCAUCCCGUGCAAAGAGGCAGGACUCAAGUUUCAAACUGGUGACAUCAUUCAGAUCAUCAACAAGCAGGACCCUAACUGGUGGCAGGGCAGAGUGGAGAGCAGUGUUGCUGACUUCGCUGGACUCAUCCCCUCCCAGGAGCUGCAGGAAUGGAGAGUGGCAAGUAAAAGCAAGGCCAAACAGGGCAACCAGUCCUGCAGCCCGUUUGGAAAGAAGAAGAAGUGCAAAGACAAGUACCUGGCUAAACACAGCUCCAUUUUUGACCAGCUGGAUGUGAUUUCUUAUGAGGAGGUUGUCCGGCUCCCUGCUUUCAAUAGGAAAACACUGGUGCUUAUCGGUGCGCCUGGCGUAGGAAGGAGCCAUAUUAAAAAUGCACUAUUGACCAAAUACCCUGAGAAGUUUUCCUACCCUGCACCACACACCACCAGACCCCCACGUAAAGAGGAGGAGGAUGGACAGGAAUAUUAUUUCAUCUCCAACGAAGCCAUGACCAAGUGCAUCUCAGGAAAUGAGCUCCUGGAGUACGGCAGCCACCAGGGAUUUAUGUUCGGUACCAAAAUUGAGACCAUCCAGAAGAUCCACGAGCAAGGCAAAAUAUCUCUGCUGGAUGUAGAGCCCCAGACCUUGAAAGUCUUGCGGACUGCUGACUUUGCACCUCUCGUGGUGUUCAUUGCUCCGACCAACACAUCUGCCCAGACGGAAAACCUGCUGAUGAUCAAGAAAGAGUCGGACGCCAUUUUGGCCACAUAUAGACACUUCUUUGAUGUGGUUCUCGUCAACAACGACGUGGACGAAAGCGUGAGAGGUGUGGAGGAGGCCAUGGAGCGUGCCACCACCACCCCGCAGUGGGUGCCUGUAUCCUGGGUGUACUGAUAGAGGUCCGGCACCAGAGUAAUACCGUUUUUUAAAAAGCAGUGCAAUAUCACUCCUUACGCGACACGAGUUAGUGAUGUCUCUGGGUUAACUUUUCUUAAUUGUCACUGAGAUUUUUCCUUUUUGCACAAAUGCAUCCAAAAAAAAGCAAUAGGUGGAGAUGUUUAGAACCUCACCAGGGAUGUGUUUGCUUGAUUGUGUAGACACGUGUGCUUCAGGUUUUUUUGAAGGUCGUGGGAUAGUUUUGGUGAUGCACAUCUUUGCGAUGGUUGGGGAACGUGUGAAAAUGCAAAAUAGGACCUCAACUGUGAAUGAAAUCCUCUUUUUAAAUGAAAGGAUUUUAUCAUGUUAAACAAUAUUUCUGGAUUCACUGUCUGUUAUUUUGUUUUCUCAUUAGAUUGUGCCAUGAAACUGAGAUCCUGAAACUGUUUUUUCAGCGCGUCUCACUCCAUACGACUAAAAUGUCUUCUACACCAUGCUUUUCUGUCCCUCAUUGAAAACCUCACUUGUCUUGUCUCAUCAAAAUUGUAUACCUCAUGGGGUACUGUUAAGGCACUUUUAAACAAAACAAUAAAUUUCCCAGCUCUGUUGAAAUUGA
This is a messenger RNA of Eleginops maclovinus (Patagonian blennie), 2282 nucleotides long. It is a transcript of the gene mpp1, whose product is annotated as MAGUK p55 scaffold protein 1. Bases 218 to 1684 code for a protein of 488 amino acids. Lineage: Eukaryota; Metazoa; Chordata; Actinopteri; Perciformes; Eleginopidae. The record is from RefSeq and is a predicted model, not a curated record. The transcript has 13 exons. Gene Ontology annotation, cellular component: cell-cell junction; plasma membrane. Gene Ontology annotation, molecular function: signaling receptor binding.